Molecule: messenger RNA, 1169 nt
Organism: Penaeus chinensis
Lineage: Eukaryota; Metazoa; Arthropoda; Malacostraca; Decapoda; Penaeidae
Product: oplophorus-luciferin 2-monooxygenase non-catalytic subunit-like
Exons: 5
Coding region: 385-1014 (209 amino acids)
Source: RefSeq, a predicted model, not a curated record
GAGAGAGAGUGAAAGAGAAAGAGAGAGAGAAACAGAGUUAAAGAAACACUAAGCUCGAGAUUCUAACACCAUUUGAAAACAUGAAAGAAAAAUGGCAGCUCGAGAUCCAAACCAUAUAACACAGCAGGGGAAAACAACAACAACAACAACAACAAAAAAAAAAAACAGACAAAUAAAACAUUAAUCAACCUCAGUCUCUAAAAACGCCCACAAAACUCACCCUUAUUUCUUAGGGGAAAACCCACGCCCGUGAGAACCGAAGGCAGACACGAAGGAAAUAUUUACCUUACGAUUGUCUCCUUUCCCACGGUCGGACUCACGCGCGUCGCCAAGGGGUUAUAGGCUGUUGAAGAGUCUCCUUUUCGCCGUCUUGGUGACCCAGUCAUGACUCUGAGACUUCGCGAGGCGGCUGCGGUGCUCGUGCUGCUGUGGGCGGCGGCACUGACGGAGGGGCGGCCGGGGGAGGUUGGGCCCGGAAGGCACACGAGGGGCGCCGGCGAGGGGGAACUUGACCUGUGUCCUCUGUCGUGGGAUAUCUACCCUUGCUCUUGCACUUGGGACAUGGACCUGGGCCAACCCGAUCUCUAUUGCCCCCACAUUGAGAGUCUGCAACAGCUGCAAGAUAUAUUCACGACGGCCUUGUUCCCAGCCAAGAGGUUCUGGAGGAUCCGGAUCUCAGGGGCGCCCCUCGGAGACCUGCCGGAGGACCUCUUCCAGGAUAUCCAGUUCGACGAAAUCCACAUCAACGCGUGCAACGUGACCUCCGUCCACCCCGGCGCCUUCCGAGCCUCGAAGCCCAACAUGGACACGAUGGAAAUGUAUUCGAACCUCCUGACGGACGAGACUUUUCCCUGGGAGACUUUGGGCGAGUACCCUAAGCUGUGGCGCGUCCGUCUCGACCACAACCUCUUCACGUCCUUCCCCCAGCUGAUGUCCGACGCCCUCGAGGACAUCAACCUCUGGCAGAACCCCAUCACGACCUUCACGCGAGAGUCCUUCGAAGGGGCGCCCUAACCUCAGGAUUAUCAAUGUGAGUCCCGGCGUAGAGGGAUUCCCGGAAGACGCGUUUCAGGCCCUUGAGAACCUGGAGGAGCUUCACCUGAGUAACAACCUCUUGGGGGAUCUCCAUCGAGGCCAAAUCGCCCUCAACUCGGAGAAGUUCGCGUAUC